Messenger RNA from Fusarium coffeatum, 1830 nucleotides. RefSeq lists its product as uncharacterized. NCBI's taxonomy places the organism in Eukaryota, Fungi, Ascomycota, Sordariomycetes, Hypocreales, Nectriaceae. The record is from RefSeq and is a predicted model, not a curated record. The coding region runs from base 1 to 1830 and encodes 609 amino acids. Gene Ontology annotation, biological process: positive regulation of anaphase-promoting complex-dependent catabolic process; anaphase-promoting complex-dependent catabolic process; positive regulation of ubiquitin protein ligase activity. Gene Ontology annotation, molecular function: protein binding; anaphase-promoting complex binding; ubiquitin ligase activator activity. The transcript is spliced from 3 exons. Gene Ontology annotation, cellular component: anaphase-promoting complex.
AUGGCGGCCCUCCCUCAACCUUCAGGCAUAGCUGCCUUGAAUUCUCAAUCUGCGAAACGAGCUAUCGACGAAUCCAAGAGCCAUACCGCCACUCCCCGGUCCUCCACUCCCCCCCGCUCAGAUCGCACCCGCUUGGAAACCAGAUAUAGUCUCGACAACGGACCAAGCCGAACGAUGCGUAAUCAUGGAAGAAAGAGCGAAGGUGCUCGUGGAACUCAUCUCGAUAUCGAUGCUGUCGACAGUGCGUUACUACGUGAAUUUCAACGCCCGCAGCGGGAGAGUACUCCAGGUGCUAGUCCACAUCGCAAGCGGCAGCGCAUAAACGGCGACCGUUUCAUUCCCACCCGCACUGGUCAAGACCUGCAGGCGAGCUUCAGUUUAUUACACGAGGAUGGAUCUCCCGCUACGCCUUCAAAACAAAAGAAGCGUACACCUCAUGGCGAGCUUCACUUCCAAAAGACGGAAGAGGCUAACCGCACUUUCUCCCACUUACUACGUGCUGAGCUCUUUGAGAGCUCUGUGCCACAAGCAGCCACCCCAACCCUCUCACCAAACCAGUCUCUUCCAACAUCUCGGAUUUCCGCUAAUGAUGGAACCCGAGCUCACACUCCCCCUACAAAUGCUUCUGCCCCAUCACUACCAUCCUCUUCCUUGACACCGUCGACCCCUCACAAGAACCUCUUCUCAUAUAUGUCGCCGCGACAUCACAAUCAAGUCGCUGGUCACCCCACUCCCUCUAAAACACCCCAAGGCCGACAUGGCCCUAAUCUUGAUACCCGAGCCGAGAUCUACAGUCUAUCACCAGUGCGAUUUGGAAGUCAGCAAAUGCUUCUCAGCCCUAGACGUCAACCGAGAGCAGUCAGCAAGGUUCCUUACAAGGUUCUCGAUGCUCCUGAACUCGCUGACGAUUUCUAUCUGAACCUGGUCGACUGGGGAAGUGCCAAUAUCCUUGGAGUCGGCUUGGGAUCCAGUGUUUACAUGUGGAACGCGCAGACCAGCAAGGUUAACAAACUUUGCACACUUGAAGAUGAUACUGUCACGAGCGUCUCCUGGAUACAAAAAGGCACACACCUUGCUAUUGGCACCGGUAAAGGGCUGGUCCAGAUCUGGGAUGCCGAGAAGUCGCGCCGGCUACGGACAAUGACUGGACAUACGGCGCGAGUUGGUUCUCUAGCCUGGAAUACUCAUAUUCUUACAUCCGGAUCACGCGACCGGUUGAUCUACCACCGCGACGUACGAGCACCCGAUCAAUGGCUGAGGAAAUUGGUAGGUCACAAACAGGAAGUUUGUGGUUUGAAAUGGAAUUGUGAAGAUGGACAACUAGCAAGUGGUGGCAAUGAUAACAAGCUUAUGGUCUGGGAUAAGCUCUCGGAUACACCACUUUGGAAGUUUUCAGAUCACACUGCAGCUGUAAAAGCGAUAUCGUGGUCACCUCACCAGCGCGGUCUCCUGGCUUCUGGUGGUGGUACUGCAGAUCGUCGCAUUAUCUUCCACGACACCGUCAAAGGCUCGGUCAUCAACGAGAUUGAUACCGGCAGCCAGGUCUGCAAUAUUGCCUGGUCCAAAAAUUCCAACGAGAUCGUAUCGACACACGGCUAUAGUCAGAACCAAAUCGUUGUUUGGAAGUACCCUUCAAUGACGCAGGUUGCUAGUCUCACAGGCCACACGUAUCGUGUACUUUACCUGGCCAUGAGCCCUGACGGUCGAACAAUUGUGACGGGAGCCGGUGAUGAGACCUUAAGAUUCUGGUCUACCUUUGGCCGACGACCAGGAAGUCGAGAAGAUGGCGACAAUGGAGGUCGACUGGCUGACCUUGCUGUCAUCCGAUAA